This is a messenger RNA of Phycomyces blakesleeanus NRRL 1555(-), 1733 nucleotides long. RefSeq lists its product as hypothetical. Lineage: Eukaryota; Fungi; Mucoromycota; Mucoromycetes; Mucorales; Phycomycetaceae. Bases 44 to 1564 code for a protein of 506 amino acids. Gene Ontology annotation, molecular function: aminopeptidase activity; zinc ion binding. The transcript has 13 exons. Gene Ontology annotation, biological process: proteolysis. The record is from RefSeq and is a predicted model, not a curated record. Gene Ontology annotation, cellular component: fungal-type vacuole.
AAGUAAAAAAAUAAAAUAAGUUCAAGAUAGAAACUUUCUUAUCAUGUUCAGGUUCUUUCGCUCGUCUAUUCGUUCAAGAACUCCUAAACCAGUUGUAACUUCUCCAAAACUUGCAAUGUCAUUCUGUGCAUCAUCAGUUACGCGAUCCCCUUCUACUGGUGCUUCUGCUGAAGCAUUAGCAUUCAUCGACUUUUUGAAUGCCUCUCCUUCUCCUUUCCAUGCCGUUCACGAAUCAGUCCAGAGACUUGAAAAUGCUGGUUUCCAAAGAUUGAGCGAACGUCAAGACUGGGAUCUCAAAAAACAGGGCAAAUACUUCUUUACUCGCAACGGGUCCUCUGUCGUCGCAUUUGUGAUUGGAGGCAAAUAUGAAACUGGAAACGGUUUCUCAAUUGUAGGAGCCCAUACCGAUUCUCCUUGUCUCAAGGUUAAACCAGUUUCAAAGAAGGAACAAGUUGGAUACGUCGAGGUUGGAGUUGAAUUGUAUGGUGGUGGUAUUUGGCACACUUGGUUUGAUCGUGAUCUUGGUAUUGCUGGGCGUGUUAUGGUACAAAAUCAGGAUGGUACAUUUAAGCACACCUUGGUACGCAUCAACAGACCAAUUCUACGCGUCCCUACUUUGGCUAUUCACUUGGACUCUUCUGCAAAUACAGCCUUUUCAUUCAACAAGGAAUCUCAGUUUAUUCCUGUCUUGGCUACUACCGCAAAAGCUGCCCUGAAUGCCAUGCCAAAGGUUGAGGAAGCACAGGAGACUAAACACCACCCCGCCUUGAUCGGAGUCUUGGCUGAGGAAAUGGGGAUUGCACCUCAUCAAAUUAACGAUUUUGAUCUCUGCUUGUACGACACCCAGCCAGCUACUCUGGGAGGUGUCUAUGACGAGUUUAUUUUCUCUGCUCGUCUUGAUAACCUCGGCAUGUCCUAUUGUUCUCUAAUGGCUUUGAUCAAUACUUCAGACAACAUUGCAGACGAAACAAACAUUCGUUUGGUGUCAUUGUUUGACAACGAAGAGGUUGGAAGCACAACAGCUCAUGGUGCAAACUCCAAUCUUUUGCCUUCUACCCUUGAGCGUCUGGUGGCCACUGAAGUUGGUAAAGCCAGCAAAAAUACGACCAGCAGUAACAACAACAAGAUCUCGUUUGAACAAGCACUCCAGAAGAGUAUGUUGGUCAGUGCAGACAUGGCACAUGCUGUCCACCCCAAUUACAGUGAAAAAUAUGAGGAAAAUCACCGACCAGCUAUGCACAAGGGUACUGUGAUCAAGAUUAAUGCAAACCAGAGAUAUGCUACUACUGCACCCACCAGUUUGAUAUUGCGUGAAGUUGCCCGUCGUCGCAAAGUACCAGUUCAGGAAUUUGUUGUUCGUAAUGAUUCUUCAUGUGGAUCCACAAUUGGCCCUAUGUUGAGUGCCAAGUUGGGUCUUCGUACAAUUGAUGUUGGAAACCCUCAGCUGAGCAUGCACUCAAUUCGUGAGAUUGGAGGUGCUGAUGACGUGAAGAAUGGAAUUGAUCUGUUGGGUGCUUUUUUUGAGCUGUUUCCCAUUGUUGAAGCAGGUGUAUUUGUAGAUUAAGAAAAAUCUGUAGUUUUUUUUUUCAAUAACACACCCUUUACUUUGACUUGAUUUUCUUAUUCUUAUUUUAUUUUUUCCUGUUUGUUUCAAUUCAAUAACUUUUUGAGGCUUAAUAUAAUGAGAAAUUCAAGUCAAAAUCUUGACUGUGAAUUAGUGGCCCUGAACAACC